This is a messenger RNA of Haemorhous mexicanus (house finch), 6022 nucleotides long. RefSeq names its product DLEC1 cilia and flagella associated protein (gene DLEC1). Lineage: Eukaryota; Metazoa; Chordata; Aves; Passeriformes; Fringillidae. The transcript is spliced from 39 exons. The coding region runs from base 1 to 5178 and encodes 1725 amino acids. The record is from RefSeq and is a predicted model, not a curated record. Gene Ontology annotation, biological process: negative regulation of cell population proliferation.
AUGGAUGAGCUGGGGCUGCUGAUGGAUGUUCCCAUCUCCCAGGCCGGUUCCAGUCGCAGGGAUGAGCCCAACCUCCUCGUCCCACGUGUGGGCCGGGCCGGGCCGGCCAUGGCUGAGGAACACCCGAAUAUCGGCACACCGGAUCGCAGCGCCGGGCUGGGCAUGGCUGAGGGUAGCCCCAAAUCCGGAGCAGCCCCAACGCAGGAUUCCGGCGCCGGGCUGGGCAUGGCUGAGGGGAGCCGCAGCGGCGACCCCCAGGAUAUCUCCCAUGUGCUGGCUAGUGCCUUUAAGGAUCUGUACACUGGAGAUGUUUUUGAAGUGGACAUGGCAACAAACUGGAUUGAGUCCCAAGGAGGAGACAGUGUUUAUCAAGACAGUUACACGGAUGAGCUAGAGAAGCUUCUGGCUGAGUACAAGAGCCGACUGGCAGAAGCUGACAAAGCAGAAAAGGAGAUCAUUCGGGCCCAGGCCCAAGCAAAACGUGAAGAGGCAAGGGUUCUAAAGCAGAUGAAGAUUCAUGCAGGGAAAGAUUUCCAUAAACUGGGGCUGCCUCCAGUGGCAUCCUCUUUUCGGUGGAUUGUGGACAAUGAACUUCUCAGAAAAAAUAAUUUACUCUGUCCUGAGGAUUACAUCACUGAGAUAUUACCUCUUGCUAAAGCACCAAAAGGAGAAUCAGAACCUGGAUACCUGAAAGGGGCACGUAAACAACGUGCUUUUUCACUGGAUGAGAGUGUCUACUUAUCUGACAGUGUGACAAGCGUGUCUUCAGCUGUGUCCUCUGUCCAAGACUCCAGCCUUGAGGCUAAAACCAUCCGUAAGAAAACUAAAGCCUCACAGAAACGUGCCUGGAGAGCAGAGGAAUUAAGUGACUACCUUUCCAGACUUGAGAAAAGACAGAAUUACUUGAAGAAUCCAUGCUUUUUCCCACCAAAUACUCUGGAUGGAGGCAGAUCUCUUGUAAUUUCUCAAGAAAAAGUGGAAGAAAUCAUAGCCAGAAGAAAAGCAGAAGAUACCAAAGGUGAUACCUCAUUUGUUCCUGUGUUUCUUGCCAGUCCACCUUCUGUCCUGUUUUUCUAUCAUAAACUUGGGAAGGUUCAUAAGAAGACUGUAGAGCUACGGAACAUCACUUCAACACGUCAACAUGUAAGACUUAUCCCUCCCUCUUCUUCAGUAUUUUCCAUUCAGCCAGGAAAAUAUCCAGGAAAGGGAGGAAUGAUUGCUCCUGGGAUGGCAUGCCAGUAUACAGUCCGGUUUAUUCCUAAAUAUCUGGGAGAGUAUGAAGAUCAUAUAUUGGUGGAGAGUCAAGUAUCAGAAUCCUUUGUCAUCCCAAUCCAAGCUAAAGUAUCACUUCCAGUAUUAACAUUGCCUGACUUCAUAAACUGUGGUUCCUGCCUUGUUGGAGGAAUAAAAACAAAAGCAGUUUUGUGCAGAAAUGAGGGAGCUAGGACUGGGAAGUUCUGUAUAAUGCCAGGGAAAGCCUGGCCAGCUCCUGAUUCUGGGGAGGCUGCCACUGCUGAUUUUGUGGUUCAGGAUCCAUUUGGGAUCCAGCCUGCUGUUUUGGAGCUAGCUCCAGGGCAGAAUGCAACAGUACAGGUAGUGUUUUUCCCUUCUUUGCCAGGAGCCUCACAGCAAACAUUCACCAUUUUAUGUGACAAUUAUCCAGUCAAAUAUGUUACAGUCACAGGGCUUGGAGAGGUGGUUGCUCUGGAGCUUUUGUUUGUCACAGGUGGAGAAAGCAAAGCUCAGCUGGGUGAAGUCACUGAUGCAACAGCACAGCACCUCAUACGCUUCGAGCCCCAAAACCCCCAGAGCACUAAGGAGAAGAUCCUGGUUUUAAGGAACUCCACCAAUCUAGAACUUCCCUUCUUCUGGCAGAUAACAAAGCCUAUUCUGAAACCAUUAAUACCAGAAGAAACUGCAGACUUUACGGAGGUCAAAAACAAUCAAGACCCAGAGUCAGCCUUCUCCCUAAAUCCUAAGGAGGGAGUUUUGCUUCCCUAUGCAGAUCAUGAGUUUAUUCUCACUUACGCUCCACAGGAGCUGAAGAGUUAUCACAAUGUGCUUCAGAUGGUAGUGAGGGACACCCCAGAAUCACCUUGUUUAAUAGAAGAGAGCAUGCUUCAAAACAUCCCAGAAUGCAGAGUAGAGGAUGUAAUAGCACUGAAAAUAGAAGUUAAAGGCUCAACAGAACCAUAUAAUCUUCUUCUGGAACCAUAUGCCAUUAUUAUCCCUGGAGAAAAUUUCAUUGGUGUAAAUGUCAAGAAAAAAUUUAAGCUGUGGAACAACAGCGAAACAUUGAUCAAGUACACCUGGGAGAAAAUCACAGACUGUGAGAUCAUUGAAGUUGAACCUCGUACUGGUGUCAUAGAUGUGAAUAAAUGCUGUGAAUUUGUACUGGCAAUGUGUGGGAGCAAACCUGGGGUCAUCAGCCGUAACCUGCAGUGUCACGUUGAGCCGUGUCCAGAGCCAGUUAUGCUGCAUGUUGAGGCUGCUUUUAAGGGUCCAUUUCUUUGUAUUGAUGUUCCAUCACUCCGGUUUGGUUUGACUAAGCAGGGUGAGACUGUGUCAAGAACCUUUGAGAUUAAUAAUCUCUCUCAGGUGCCAGCACACUGGAGAAUGCAAGAAAGCCAGGUUUUUCUAGCUCAAAGGAAUGAAGAGGUAUCCACCUUCACCAUCCAGCCAUCAGCUGGAGAAAUUCCUCCUUUGGGUCGAUGCAGAGUUUCAGUUCACUUCACACCACUGCAGUGCCAGCGUCUCCAGACAGUGCUGGAACUGGAGGUAGAAAAUGGAGAAGGAAGUCAUCUUCCUGUUUUUGUUGAAGUUCAGACCCCCCGAGUGUGCCUGAUAUCUAGUCAUCUAGUAUUUACUGAAAUUUAUACUGGAGUUCCUGUCAAAGCUACCAAUAAGCUUUUUAACCAGACACUGCUGCCAGCAAAAUACUUAUGGGGAAAGCCCGUUGGAAGCCAGGCAGCCUCCUGCUCCAUCGUGGUGUCCCCUGCCAGUGGCACUUUAGGCCCAAAUGAAGAGAAGGAAUUCUGCAUAGAGCUGUCAGCUAACACUGUGGGUGAGCUGAAAGACCUCACACUUUCCUGUAGCAUAGAAGACAUGGCUGAACCCCUCUUCCUGAGCAUUUCUGGAGAAGUGAAGGGACUACAUGUCACAUACUCAGUACCUUCUGGCAGUGGAAUUGACAGUGAUGAAGGACAAAUGCCACAAAGCCCAUGUGAACUUCUUUUGGACUUUGGGUCUGAAGUUGCAGUCAAAGAUGUUGUAAAGCAUCAGCUGAUUCUUACAAAUCUCACUGCAAUCAGUGCUCCAUUCACACUGGAAGCUGAGUAUUUUAGUGCCUGUUUGGUGCCUCCAGAAAAAGGAACCUGCCCCUACCUGGUGAAAAAAAGGGGGCCUGUCACAGAGCAUGCAGCCAGAAAAGUAAAGUCAGAGUUUGCAGCAGUGUUGCUGUCUCAGGGGAAGGGAGCAGCUUUCUAUAUCCAACCUUCCACAGGAACUCUGGAAGCUUUCCAGCAGCUCACCAUAGAAAUAGCAGCUUACAACAACAUGUGGGGAGAGUACCAGGAUAACCUUGUCUGUAAGGUUGGACACUUACAACCGAAAUUAAUUCCUAUGCAAAUGACUGUGAAAGGCUGUCCAAUCUUCCUGCAGGUGACAGGACCAAAACCAGAGCCACCCAUUAUCAGGUUUGGCACUCAGGUCUCAGGAGGGUCUCCUGUGCUACGGAGGGUCCAGCUCAACAAUCCCACUCCCUUUGACAUCCGCCUGGACUUGGAAGUUUACAACCAAGAGCCAGAUGAUGAAAAGCUAGUGGACCUGUUGGUGCUCUUUGGAGACCCUUUUCCUCCUGUGGACGUGGCUGGAAAUGAGGCUGCGUCAAGUGGUAGCACCUCAGAGUCAGAGGUGGUGUUAAAGCUGGAUCCAGCUGCCAUUCCCUGUGGGAGCAUUUAUCCAGCUCUGGAAACCACAGAUGAGCCUCCAGGUUCUGACAGCAAAGAGAUGGAAAUCAGCAGCCACGAGUCUGCAGGACAGAAAAAUAUCUCUGUACUCAUCCGACCUCAUGAGGGGGUGCCUGCAGACAGCCCCUACUCCAUUGCUCCAAGGCAGAUAGUGGUUCCAGGAGGUGGCAGCAGCGACGUUUACAUCUCCUUCACCCCGCUCGUCCUCCCGGACACCGAGGCUGAGCUGUGUUGUGACGGGCUGGUGCUGGGCUUCAUGAGCCUGGACGACAAGCUGGCGAGGAGGGUGCCCAGCAAGGUGCAGCGCAGCCACGGCUAUGAAGCUCCGCCGCUGCGAGUGCACGUGGAGGCCAUCCUGAGGCAUCCCCUGUUGGAAGUGGAGAUGGAUCACAACAGAGGAAUGGUGUUUCAUUCAGUGGCGAGUGAUCUCCUGCCUGCCAAGCCUUUCUUUGGAGUUCUGACAGAUGCAGUAAUUACUCAGAGUUUGAAACUCAUGAAUUGUACCAAGGUUCGGCUGUACUUCAGGCUCUUUCUGUCUACGCCCUCUAUGCCCUUCAGCCUCUCCAGCACAGAUCUCAAAAAGAGCACUGAAACAUCCCACAGCAAGAAGGAGGAAAGGGAACAGCAACUGCAACAUGUACUUUAUCCACAGCAAAACAUGCUGGUGCAAGUGUCAUUCCAUACAAAUCUGGAGUUACUCAGGUAUCAGCAUUUGCCAGAGACCCAGCUGCUUCCUGGAUGCCAAGUGCUCCAGCUGGAGAGUGGAGAGAGAAAGCUGAAGUUUAAUCAAAAUCUGGUCAUUGAGCACAGUAACUGCACUACCCAGCUGGUCCCAGUUACUGCCUACCUCACUGUUCCAGUCCUGGAGCUCUCCUGUGACAGGGUUGAUUUCCAGACCUGCUUCGUUGCACAGACCAAGACAGAACAUGUCUUCCUUUAUAACAGGAGUGGCUGCAGAAGCUACUGGACUGCUUUGCUGGAUGAACAGAAAAGCCCUAAGGCCGUGCAAGUGUUUUCCAUCUUCCCAGCUAAAGGCAUUUUGGAGGCACGUGAAGGGGAGGCACCUACCAGAGAGAUUCUGCAGAUCAGCUUUGCUGCAAGGAGCAACACUGACUAUGAAGCUGUUGUGACCAUUUCUGGAAUGCUGGAAGAGAAGCCUUGCAAACUGCACCUCAGAGGGAGAGGAGUGCACAGUGGGAAGGGGCAUUAAACAGGACAGUGUGGGACUAAUGUCAAGGUAACAGCUUGGAUGCAGAUGUGGCAGCAGCUGAGCCUGUAUUUUCAUCUACUUCUGUGUUUAGUGGGGACUGGAAUUUUAGCAGAAUGAAAAUUUAGGUUAUGAGGAAAGAAAUUCUCGUGGUACCUUAAACAGACGUAACCACACUCUGUACUGUUACUUCUGUUGCUGUGGUAAGCAUAGCUUUGGGCACAGAACAAGGUUUUAAAUUGCAAAGCAGCUGUGUAAGUCAGGCCAAAGCCCUCUGCAGAGCCCAGCAUGCCUUGAAUCACAGCUAAAGACUAUUCAUUCCUUAAAGUAGUUUUUGUUUUGCCUCAUUUAUUUGUUUGACAUUAAAAUGGACAUUGACAUAUAAUAAAACAAGAAUUGGUGAACAGGCCAGCAUUUCCCAGGCUGUUUUCUCAGUGCCUUACAUGAAAAGGGGAAGAGAGAACUUUCCCUGGUCUCCUUGGAAAAUUACCAACCUGUGUGUUUCAUCAUGCUUGGGCCUUGGGAACAUCCCCUUCAGCAACAGAGGGAGGAACCCUUCUUCCUUUUCAUUCUUUCCCCGCACAUGGUUCCCAUUUACCUCACUUCUCUUUAAACUAUUUUGGUAUUAUUUUAGCUAAAGGUCACUGGAAUUCCCACUUCUGAGUCUGUUAAAUUUUCCACUUCCAUUAAAUAAAAGGCUUUUAUAAAUGGCUCAUUAUCCCCUCUAAAUAAUUCAAUUUUUUUGGCUCUAAGGGUCUGUGUGAUUGCUGGGUGAGACAGGUUUCAGCAUGGGAUUGUGAAAAUAUCAGAGAGCUCUAACUCAUCAUGACCUUCACCUAAAAAUCAU